AUGUCUUCACGCACUCCGGCAACAUUCAAUCCAAACAGCCCGAUCAAACCGGAACAUUAUAUGAACCAACUCAUCAGAAUCGUUCAAGGAAUGGCUCCAUCUGCCACUCAGAAACAAUGGAAGCGUUUCGGUAUCACUGCCAGAAACAUCGAGUUGAGCCACAACUUCCACGUCAGUAAAGCCGUCAUCGCUGCUCAGUCUACUGCUGAUCUGAUUGAAGAGGCAACUAAUCGCUACAUGGAGCUGCGUCUCCAGAAAUCUCAAAAAGAUCUCAAAAGUCUUCUGGAUCAAGUGGAGAAGAAGAAAGUGGAGAUUGCCAAUAUCCAAACGGAAAUCAACACUCACGGAUCCUCUUUAUUCUAG
Messenger RNA from Caenorhabditis remanei, 363 nucleotides. RefSeq lists its product as uncharacterized. The record is from RefSeq and is a predicted model, not a curated record. The transcript is spliced from 4 exons. Bases 1 to 363 code for a protein of 120 amino acids. NCBI's taxonomy places the organism in Eukaryota, Metazoa, Nematoda, Chromadorea, Rhabditida, Rhabditidae.